AGGUUCAAGUGAUUCUCGGUGGUAUGAAUUAAAAGCUUCGAACUUUUGUUCCUGAUACAGUAUCAGAGUUUCAAAUGGAUGCCACAUUGAAGUGAACUCGUUUUUUUUCCUUUUUUUAAUUCUGCUGUUAGUGUGGGUUGUUUGUUCACGUGCUUCAUAAUGACAAGAAUUAUAUUUUUCUGCGAGAAUAAUGUGAACAGGACCUAAGGAGCUGGAACUGGCACCUUUAAAAGCUGAGGAUUUUCUGAAUUUGCAAAGGGGACAAACAAACAGCCAGUCGCUUUGUCAUUCUUUCUCUUCUGAAACUGGGCUUUUAUUUGCUGCUACUGCUUACACUUCAAUUGGACCUCAAAGCACAGGAGAAGAGGGAUUCUUGUCCAACAUGAAUGUCACUUCACUCUUCUCCUUCACUAGCCCGGCAGUUAAACGGCUGCUCGGUUGGAAGCAAGGAGACGAAGAAGAGAAAUGGGCUGAAAAGGCAGUAGAUGCUCUGGUUAAAAAAUUGAAAAAGAAGAAGGGGGCAAUGGAGGAGCUGGAGAGGGCGCUCAGCUGUCCAGGUCAGCCCAGUAACUGUGUGACAAUCCCUCGCUCCCUGGAUGGACGGCUGCAGGUGUCCCACAGGAAAGGUCUGCCACAUGUCAUUUAUUGUCGGGUGUGGCGCUGGCCCGACCUGCAGUCCCACCAUGAGCUAAAGGCUCUAGAGUGCUGCGAGUACCCCUUUGGCUCCAAACAGAAGGAUGUAUGCAUUAAUCCCUACCACUACAAAAGAGUGGACAGUCCGGUGCUGCCCCCUGUGUUGGUGCCAAGGAACAGUGAGUUCAACGCCAAGCAUACCAUGUUGCCUCGCUUCCGUAAUCCUCUCCAACAGAAUGAGCCGCACAUGCCCCAGAAUGCCACCUUCCCAGAAUCUUUUGCUCAGGCCAACACAAUGCCUUUCCCCCAUUCCCCAGGGAACAGUUACCCAAAUUCGCCUGGAAGUGGCAGCAGUGCCACUUUCCCUCAUUCCCCAUCCAGUUCUGACCCUGGCAGUCCAUUCCAAAUGCCAGAGACUCCGCCUCCUGCCUACAUGCCCCCAGAGGAGCAGAUGACUCAGGAUUGCCCCCAGCCAAUGGACACCAACCUCUUGGCUCCACCCUUGCCACAAGAGAGUAACAACAGGGCAGGGAACCAUGAUGUGCAGCCUGUGGCCUAUGAAGAACCCAAACACUGGUGUAAUAUUGUUUACUACGAGCUCAACAAUAGAGUUGGAGAAGCAUUCCAGGCUUCCUCCACCAGUGUGCUCGUAGAUGGCUUCACAGAUCCCUCCAACAACCGCAACCGAUUCUGCGUCGGCCUUCUAUCCAACGUCAACCGCAACUCCACCAUUGAGAACACCCGACGGCACAUUGGCAAAGGUGUCCAUCUCUAUUAUGUUGGUGGGGAAGUGUAUGCUGAAUGUCUGAGUGACAGCAGUAUCUUCGUCCAGAGUCGUAACUGUAACUACCACCAUGGCUUCCAUCCAACAACUGUGUGUAAGAUUCCCAGUGGCUGCAGCCUGAAGAUUUUCAACAACCAGGAGUUUGCUGAGCUCCUGGCUCAGUCGGUCAACCAUGGCUUUGAGGCUGUUUAUGAGCUUACCAAGAUGUGUACCAUCCGCAUGAGCUUUGUUAAGGGCUGGGGAGCAGAGUAUCACCGGCAAGAUGUGACCAGCACACCCUGCUGGAUUGAGAUCCAUCUACAUGGUCCCCUGCAGUGGUUGGACAAAGUGCUAACCCAAAUGGGUUCACCUCACAACCCUAUAUCCUCAGUCUCCUAGGCUAAACUGUCCUCAGUUCUGUGGCUGUGCAUACCCCAGCAUUUUGGUCUAGGUAGCAAACAUAGGGGCUAGCUGGUUCCAGAUUGGCAAGCAGUUUAGCCAGUUUGUCUUUUUCUCAUAACUGAUAGAGGUUUUGACUGAAACAUGCUGAUCUGGGAUCAGUAGGGCUGGGUGGGUUGUUCAAAUGGGUUGGUUCUCUACUUGAAGGAUGUCUGAAUUGGGCACAUUUACAGACUGGGAGAGGGGUCAUCAAAGUGAGCGUGAUGCAGCUGGAAGAUACUUGAUCUUUGUGACCAACUGUAAUAAUUAGGUCAUCACACUCAUUGCAACACAGGUAUUCUCCCCAAUCGUGCUCCCAUGACUUCCCUUAUUCAUCACUCUAUUAUUGUCUCUCUCAUCUAGUUAUUUCCUUUACAGUCCUGUCACGCUAGGGUUGGGCGAUAUAACCCAAAAUGAAUAUCAUAUCAUUCACUUGUCAGACGGUGGUGGUUAUUAUAUCAUAAUAUUACUGGUUUUGCACUAUAUGACCCCUUUUAAUAACUCUUGGACUGUACUGAAGUUUACUUUACUAGAGUUUUACUACAGUUUAACCUGAAAAAUUUUCAGUUUCAAAUCUGCACCUUCAAAGUUAAAAUCUGAAUGAAAAACCUUCUGCAGGUUUACAUUUUACAGCUUCUUUUGAGGCUUAAACAAGCCUGCAGUGCAAAGGUCCACUGGUUCACACAACAAAAUUACACUUCACCAGUUCCAUGACAGCUAUGUCUUCAUGGAAAAAUGACUUGAUAUCACUUACAUCUAUCAGAAAAGUGUUUAACAGGUGUUUUGACUCAUCUUUAGCUUUGAUGAAUUACAUUAUCAGCACUGCAGUGCUGAUCUGAGCUGCAGAUCCACUAAUAUUAUUACUGAUUUCUAAAGGAAUGGAUAUUUGGCAUUAUUGUUUAUUUUGUCACUGUUAUUUUUCAUUGGUGUCAUUUAGAAUAUUAUUUCUGGCCUGGUGGGACUUCUCAUUGAUCUGAUUUCUCAUGGUCGUGAAGGUAUUGCACAGUCCAUGUGGUGCAUUAUCACACCGGUGAUGACUAGUGUAGCACCCACCCCUAAGUCAUGCAGUUCAAACAUACAUUUGUUGUUGCAAUAACUUUUGGACAUUCCUGCUCACCGAAAUUGGCAGUUACUUGCUCAAUUAAAUGCCUGACUGCAAUGGUAUUGACAUAUAACAUGUACUAAAGACAUGUACAGUGUUAGCAAGGCUUUGAGGACAAUUAGACAAUUCCUUUUGUUAGGUUGGCCAAAAUAACUUAAAGCAGUCGAUGUGAUGUAGUCAGUGAAAUCCUACAUCACAGAUCAUGAAAAUCAACAGAAGGGCAAAAUUAGGGCAGGAUUAAGAGUUCAGGUUGGGUUUUAAUGUGGGGCAUGGCAGUGAAAGGGCAUUUCAGCAAAAAAAAAAAAAAAAAAUGUUUAAUGUUGUUCACCAUGUGUUAAACUCGUGUUUAAAUGAAUUUUAAGAAAAAAGAAUGGUGUUUAGAUAUAUUCACUAUUAGAAUAUUGUGCUGUGCAGUCUGGUUUUGCAAAGCAUAGUUUAGUUAGGGUAGUGUUACACAUUUAUGACUGGUAGCUGAAUAUGGAGGCGAACGCAAGUGCAGUUUUAGUUGCUGUAUUUACGUACUGCAGCAAAAUAAAAAGUGGCAAAGACAUUUCAGUGCUUCAUUCUGUUGUAAUAACUGAGCAAACCCUGUGAAAUGACUUAUGAAAUUGUUGAGCAAAUUUUAAUUGUUGAAUGAAUAAAAAGGUGUCAGUUACUGAUGUUCCUUUUUUAUUAUUAUUUUAUGUAGAUCUUGCCAUUCAUUUUUGUGCUUUGAGCAGUCCAUUUGCUGUAUACUCUUUACAUUCUUUUUGUAUUUUUUAACAUCAGUUUUGUUAGUGUCCACUUCACACAUUUCUUUUGUUUUUUGUUUUUUCUCUUCUCUUUUUGCUCAGUAAAAUUCACAGAAAAGCUGUUUUAAUUCCAUGACUGUCAAGUGUCUACUGGAAUAUUCAAUAAAUUUGUUUCAUUAAUUGUC
Thalassophryne amazonica is the source of this 3852-nucleotide messenger RNA. It is a transcript of the gene smad1, whose product is annotated as SMAD family member 1. Gene Ontology annotation, cellular component: heteromeric SMAD protein complex. The transcript is spliced from 7 exons. The coding region runs from base 383 to 1795 and encodes 470 amino acids. Gene Ontology annotation, molecular function: RNA polymerase II cis-regulatory region sequence-specific DNA binding; I-SMAD binding; DNA-binding transcription factor activity, RNA polymerase II-specific. Gene Ontology annotation, biological process: regulation of transcription by RNA polymerase II; transforming growth factor beta receptor signaling pathway; SMAD protein signal transduction. Lineage: Eukaryota; Metazoa; Chordata; Actinopteri; Batrachoidiformes; Batrachoididae. The record is from RefSeq and is a predicted model, not a curated record.